This is a messenger RNA of Phyllopteryx taeniolatus (common seadragon), 4686 nucleotides long. It is a transcript of the gene casp10, whose product is annotated as caspase 10, apoptosis-related cysteine peptidase. Gene Ontology annotation, molecular function: cysteine-type endopeptidase activity; protein binding. Lineage: Eukaryota; Metazoa; Chordata; Actinopteri; Syngnathiformes; Syngnathidae. The transcript is spliced from 12 exons. The record is from RefSeq and is a predicted model, not a curated record. Bases 360 to 2066 code for a protein of 568 amino acids. Gene Ontology annotation, biological process: proteolysis; regulation of apoptotic process.
AUCCACAUACAAAAGUAAUUGCAAAAGUUGGGGAGAUCAACAACAACAACCUUUAUUAUGGUGACUCAUGAUGAUUUUCAUGUUGUUUUUUCUUUUCGUUAUUAUUCAAUUUUAUUCCUUUAUUUCUGUUAUUUUUAGCUGAGCGUGGCUGGAGUGUGCACAGGCAAGGCAACUUUACUUUCACUUUGCAGUUCCUCUUUUCCUGACUUGUUUCACAGAAACGACGUGGUAGUGAGUCGUCCACGGUCGUGUUUGAGGGAAGAACUUUUCUCCGAAGUUAUUUCUCGUUAUGUGGACGACGAAAGUGUACUCGGCGUGUCUGUGCUGCUGAGAGUGAAUAAGUCAAGUCCACCCAGGUCAUGGAUUUCCAGAGGCUGCUUCUAAGAGCAGCAAAUGACCUGAGGAAUGAUGAUGUCAGAGCUUUGGUGUUCCUUUGUACCGAUCUGCUGCGAGCUUCACGCUCAGACUCGGUGGAGACGGCCAGUGACCUCUUCUCCAUCCUGGCCGACCAGAACCUCCUCACACCUGAACGACCUGACCUGCUCACCGAGCUUCUCCUCAUCAUCCAACAAAACAGUCUCAUCCGGGACUUGAAGCUCCAAAUGCCUCUGAACACCCGCCUCAUCCCUCCUUUCAGGAAGCUGUUGUACGACCUUUCGUUGGAUAUUACCAAUGAAGACUUGAAAACGAUGAAGUUCUUCCUCCGUGAAAAGAUUCCACGGAGGAAACUGGAACAAAGUCAAUCAACACUGGAGGUCUUCCUGGAAAUGGAGCACAUGGACUUUCUCAGCGACACCAACCUGAACUUACUGGAAGAGAUCAUUACGUCUGUGUGCCCAGUGUUGAAAGAAAAGAUCAUCAAGUUUAAGGAAGCUCAUGCUUCCCUGUACCUGACGAAAUGCAGUCACUGGGAUCCAAGUCGUCAUCUUUUGAACAGAACCAAGUCAGCCAGUCCUCGGAGCAUCAGAUUCCUGGCUCAUGUGAGCUGUCAGAACUGCCAUCGUCUGUCGAGGGAAGAGCGUAUCGAGGUUGUCAUGACGAUUGCAUCAAAGUGUGACGUAUCUCUCAUGUUGUUUUUCUUAGUGGCACAGUUCUUCGUGUUUUCUUCCUACACUUGCGUGGAGAUUGUGAGUGUGGGGAGUGUUUUAGAUUACAACGAGAACCUGUCACGUGGACUGAGAGCAAUGACCACUGAAGAAAGUAGCCGUGUCGACACAAUAUUGACAAGAGAAGAUGGGCAUUCCUCUUUUGACACAGAAGAUCCAACAAACACAAGUGAUGAGGAUGUGAAAACCUAUUCCAUGAAUGGAGUCAAACGUGGAAUCUGCCUAAUAAUUAACAACAUUAACUUCAAGGAAGUGGAAAGGAAACUCAAGCAGAGAGAGGGGACCAUUAUUGAUGAAGCUAGUCUGAAGAAGGUGUUUGAAUGGCUUGGCUUCGAGGUUAACAUCGAGCGUGACUGCAACAAGGAAAAGAUUCUCUCAUCAAUACAGAAGCUCAGCACCAGAGACCACAGUCAGAUGGACUGCCUGGUGUGCUGCGUGCUCAGCCACGGGGAGCAAGAAAGCGUGCACGGCGUGGAUGGCCGCACUGUCCAGCUCACGGAGCUCAUGCAACCGCUCAAUGGGUUGCAUUGCCCUUCUUUAAACGGAAAACCCAAACUAUUUUUCAUCCAGGCCUGCCAGGGCUCCGCCAAGCAAACCCCCGUUUACUUUCAGAGUGACGGCCCAACAGACACCAACUUGACCUACGAUGCCGGACCAGUGAAAAGAUCCAUCCCAGCUGACGCGGACUUCCUGCUGGCUGUGGCCUCCAUCCCAUUGUAUGUUUCUUGCAGAAACAAGAAGUCCGGCACUUGGUUUAUUCAGUCUUUGUGCCAAAACCUGACCACAAUGGUCCCCAGGAAUUACGACCUAAUGGAUAUCAUGACCAAAGUGAACAAUGAUGUGAGCCAGCAGACCGCGUGUUUGGAAUCCAGGUCCGUGAAGCAGAUGCCACGAUGUGACUCCCGUCUCAGGAAGAAAGUCGUCUUUCCGGUUCCCAUAGAGCAUCCCGAACGGCUUUGACCGUCCUGCACCUGUGAAUACUCCAAGGGACGUUUGUUGCCGUUUUACAUUCAUAGUGUCUUUCUCUGGACGUUAAUGUUUUACAGCAAGUAUCACCUAAAAAAAUACUUAGCUCUCCAAGUACCACCAUCAUGAAUAACAGUAAAAUACAGUAAUGUCGGAGGCCCAAGUGUUCAUCAAAACGCGAAAGAGGUUUUAUUCCUAAAAUUAUAUUAAAGUGGCACUAAACAGGGCCAAAAAUUUUUUAGUUUAUAUGAUGUAAAAUCACGUUCAGAUGCUCAACUUCAAAACUGAAUGGUUAUUGUGGACUAUAAUCAUAAAAAUAAGCACACAAGUUAACUUACCCUCGUUGUUGGGAACAUAAUGUCACAGCCGAACACGGCACCUGACGACAGCGGGACGGUAGGAGGAAGCCCAGGUAGUUAGACAGUCGGCAAUGCCCCAUUCACUACUAUUCAGUUACCCAUGCUGUCUCUGGUGAACGUUUACAAAACUAUCCGAGUCGGGUGGUGGUGCUGAUGUUCAGCUCGUCAUCAGCGUGUGUUUUCAAAAAGACAAUCCAUCGCUUUUUUUAUUCACUUAUAUCAAGUUAACCACAAAGCCAUGUUGCAGCAUUAUGCAUGGUUUGAAUAUUAACACUGCAGAGAUAUAGGAAAAUAAAAAAAUACUUGAGUAAAUGAUUCAAUUAAAAUGUUAAAGAUUAAAUAAAUAAAUGUGAAACAACAAACCGUUCUUCAACCUUAAAGGCAAAUGUGUUGUAUGUAAAUGUUAAAUACAUCUGAACUGUACUCAAGCAGUGAUUCUUUUGCACACCACUAGAGGGAGCCCGCCUACCACUAGUCGUACUCGUACCCCACUUUGAAAAUCACUGCUGUUGCUGUAAACCAAAACCUGUAUCAAUGUCAACCAUGAGAUUAACAGAAUUCUUUCAUACGAUAAUGAUCCCAUUUUCUGUAUUUUUUUAACUCAUUCAAUGCCAAAGACAACUAAAGUCAUUCUUUAGAAGCCAAACGUUCAGCGCCAAGCGUCGUUUUUUAUGUUUCUUUUCACUGGGAGGCAUGCAAAACGGGCUGAUUUACCACCACCAUGGAGCGCCUCACGAGUGUCCUCGCACCUCUUUUUUAUGGCAAAUCCUUGAAACUAUGGUGACAGACACUGUGCUCUGACCACUGUAAGGUAGGCAUAAAAGCAUCAUCCAGCGUUGUGAACGAAAUACAUAGUUUGUUACCCUACUGAGGUCGAUUUUUCAGGUAUCUGUACUUUAGUGUUUAUUUUUAUUUUUGUACGAGCACUACGGAAGUUAAUUAAUUAUCCAAACUGUGUAUUUUUUUGCCAAUUUAUCAAAAUGGAUAUUUUACAUAAAUGACAGAAAAUCUAUUUUGCAUUUUACUAUGGUACUUAAGUACAUUGCAGUCUGUACUUCAUACUUAAAGACCUAGAAAAGUUUUUUUUUUUAAAUGCAUUAAAUGUGUUUGAAGGUAAGUGCUAAAAACGUGCAAUGACUGAGAACAAGGAGUGAAUUGCAGAAAUAUUGCAUUAAACUCUUUUUCACCAUUUCAGUUGAACAGAUUUCUUUUGGGCGUAGCUAACACGGUGGCCAGAUGAUGCAAAGGAGACCUCCAGCAUGAGAGUACCAAGCGCCCUUGUUCCAUGCAGUGGCCAUUCAGCGCAAUUGAAAUUUCCUUAUUUAUAAUAACUUGGCCCAUUUCUACCAGCACAACAUACAGUUAGCUAUUGAACUAUGCCUGCAACUUCCCUGAAGUUGUUUCUGUUAUUUGGGAUACAGUAUCUCUGCUGUGUGCACCUACGCACGGCGCAUAGCGUGGCAGCCCCCCACGCGAGCCCACCGCCACCUUCUCAACGUCAUUAGGGCCGUCAGCCUCACAAUUGCUAAUGUGACAAAAACUGGGGACCCCCCCCAAAAAAAAUCUGAGAUCAGGACGUUCCCAGUGAUGUCAGCCAUGGCUUGCGUUUGAGAGUUUGACAGCCAAAGGGAAGAAAAUUUACGUAAGCAUUUACGUAUAGGUGCCAUAUGUUACCAAACAAUUUUUUCCCUAGUAUUUGGGAUGUAACAUUGGCUCUAUGGUGCCUCAGUAAACGUGAAAUAUGAAUUAAAAUCGUCCACACAUUCCUGAGUUUCAUAUGCUUUUCUAAUGUGAGGCCUGAAAUCAGGUCAUUCGAAUUUCUCGAGCUUAGCUAUGUCACUAGCGAAGAUCUCCGCCUUCCCUUUCCGCUCUGGAGCCAGCGUUGUCAACAUAAACACGUGUGCCUUCACAAGUGGGUCUUCUCCACGGAGGCAACCAAUCAGAGGAAAUUACUUAGCCAAAUAUGGACAAAUUGGAUACAAAACUGGGACAAACAGAAGGAGCUGUCAGAGGGACCUUUUCUGGACACUCGUAUGACAAAACCAAGGUCAUUUUUUUGUGUGUUUUUUUAAAAUGAAAUUGAUGCUUUUAUACUAAGUCCAUGUUAGAGACUCACUCUAUGGAGGUCUAAAUAGCCCAAAUAUGGGACCUCUAAAAGUGUAAACUAGAAUUCCUCUAAAUUUGUGAACCCGGGGGGCGAUAUUGAUUGAGCUGUUAUAAGCCUGUAUUAAUAAAUUACUAAAUGUGGAAAUAGA